Messenger RNA from Microcebus murinus (gray mouse lemur), 2315 nucleotides. NCBI's taxonomy places the organism in Eukaryota, Metazoa, Chordata, Mammalia, Primates, Cheirogaleidae. The record is from RefSeq and is a predicted model, not a curated record.
ACAAGAUUGGUAAAAGCUGGAAAUGCUUCUGGUGGUAGGCAAAUAUGCAAAGGAGACAUGUCUCAGCAGAAACGUGAUAUGGGAGACCAGUGAGGAGGCUGCAGAAAUAGUUUAAUGACUGAGAACCUGGGACUUAAUGGUUCUCAGGAGACAGAUGUGACAGUUCUCUUGUGUGAUGUGUCCUCUCUGCUCUAAAACUGGACGUCACUGGUCACUAAAACCAGGACCAGUCAGCAUGUGGGAAGGGAGAUGGCCUGGUGCAGCCUUAGCUCGGAAGAAGGUUAGAAGAGGAAGGAGAACUCACUCCGUUUGAAAAGAUUCAGUCACUUUCCGUCACCUCAUACUCAGUAGUAGUAGGUAUCAUUGGUUUUCAAAUGCUCUCCUUACAUGAUUUUUGUUAAUCACUUAUUUAUAACAUCCAAAUAAAUGUCUACCACUCACGACAGAAAUGGCAUGUUAUUGAGAAGGAAGGCCUAACUACACUGGUAAUUUAAUUACAGAGCUCCAAAUUUAAUUAGCCAAGUACUAACCUAGUUCCUCUUCUUCAUAGCACUUAGCACAAUUAUACUUAAUUAAUCAUUUGUAAUUAUUAAUUCGAUCUCUGUGUCCCUAGUUAAAUCAGAAGAAUCAAGAAAGCAGGACCCACGUUUCUGUCUUUGCUGCUCACAGAUGCCUGGCCGGGCUCUGGGCUCACAGAGGGGCUUGGCCACACAGGGUUCAAGUCUCCGAGCUCCAUCUGGACUGAAGGGUGACUGAGGAUGUGACAGGGCUCCUUCCAGCGGCCACCAGGACUGGGUGGGCCCCCACAAGAAGCAUGAAAAGCAGCUGAAUCCAGGGUCAGGGCAGGAAUCGACUCUGGAAACCCACGGUUCCCUGUGGUUCUCAAGUGUCCGGUCACAGUGCUUUGCCCACUGCCACCCACACUGAAGAAUCCUCCUUUUCUCUCCUGUCCUCAGCUUUCCUUCCCUCCUCCUCUGCUUUUCUGCCUUUCUUCCUUAGUUUUUCUUUUUCUUUGCUUUCUUUUGUUCUUUCCUUUCAUCAUUCUUUUCUCUCUGCCUUUCCAUCUCCUUUGAUAGAUUAACUCCAUAUAACUGGAGCUGUGUGGGUCCUAAACAGAAAACGGUGGCAGAAACAGGGAUUUUGUCCUUCAGAAUCUCAGUUGAGUGUCAGAAACCAAAUGUCCCUUUCUCCGAGAGCUAAUUGCAUUCUCCCCUAACGACCUAGGUUGAAAAACCAAGGCUCAAUGUCCCCAUUCCAGCUCCAAUCCUAGUGCAGGACUUCAUCCAAGACUCCUAAAGGGAGCCCGUCACUUACUUCUUUCUAACUCUGCUCCUCCCUGCCAGCCUGACCGCCGGCUCCAUGGAGAGGGACAACAUGACCUGGGUGAGUGAGUUUGUCCUGAUGGGACUCUCCAGUGACAGGCAGACCCAGGCUGGACUCUUUGUCCUGUUUGGGGCCGCCUACCUGCUGACCCUGCUGGGCAAUGGGCUCAUCGUCCUCCUGAUCUGGCUGGACACACGACUCCACCUGCCCAUGUACUUCUUCCUCUGCCACCUCUCCGUGGUGGACAUCUGCUACACCUCCAGCUGGGUCCCCCAGAUGCUGGUGCACUUCCUCCGGGAGCAGAAGACCAUCUCGCUUGCCCGAUGUGGGGCCCAGCACUUCUUCUCCCUGGCCCUUGGGGGGACUGAGUUCCUGCUGCUGGCCGCCAUGGCCUACGACCGCUAUGUGGCCGUCUGUGACCCCCUGCGCUACACGGCCGUCAUGAGCCCAAGGCUCUGUGCGGCGUUGGCAGGUGUCUCUUGGCUGGUGGGCCUGGCUAAUUCCGCCGUGCAGACGGCACUCACCAUGCGCCUGCCCACCUGUGGGCACAACGUGCUGAACCACGUGGCCUGUGAGACCCUGGCACUGGUCAGGUUGGCCUGCGUGGACGUCACCCUCAACCAGAUGGCCAUAGUGGCCUCCAGCGUGGUGGUGCUGCUGCUGCCCUGCGGCCUGGUCUCGCUGUCCUACACCCACAUCGUGGCCGCCAUCCUGCGCAUGCGCUCCUCCCAGGGACGCCGCAAAGCGUUCGGGACCUGCGCCUCCCACCUCACUGUGGUCUCCAUGUCCUACGGGAUGGCCCUCUUUACACACAUACAGCCCCGCACCACAGACUCUGGCGAGGAGGACAAAGUGGUGGUGGUCUUCUACGCUGUGGUGACCCCCAUGUUGAACCCUCUCAUCUACAGUCUGCGCAACAAGGACGUGAAGGCUGCUCUGAGCCGAGUUCUGAUGAAGACUUCUGAAUUAAAACAUUAGAGUGUGGUUUUUGU